Molecule: messenger RNA, 755 nt
Organism: Gilbertella persicaria
Lineage: Eukaryota; Fungi; Mucoromycota; Mucoromycetes; Mucorales; Choanephoraceae
Product: vesicle transport v-snare protein vti1
Exons: 6
Coding region: 24-725 (233 amino acids)
Biological process (GO): vesicle fusion with Golgi apparatus; intra-Golgi vesicle-mediated transport; intracellular protein transport
Cellular component (GO): SNARE complex; ER to Golgi transport vesicle membrane; endoplasmic reticulum membrane
Molecular function (GO): SNAP receptor activity; SNARE binding
Source: RefSeq, a predicted model, not a curated record
UCUUUUUUCGUUUCUCAUUCACCAUGGCUUCUUCAACGGGUGGUUCUGAACUUUUUGCUAGCUAUGAACAAGACUUUACUUCUAUUAAAGAGUCUAUUCAAAUCAAGAUAGACCAACAAAUUCCAAACCAGAAAGGAGAGGAAAGAAAGGCUGUUAUUCGUGCAGCAGAAAGAGAGAUUGACGAAGCAGACGAGAUUCUUGGCCAAAUGGAAAUGGAAAUACUUAAUAUUCCUACUCCUUCUCGUACUCGUUUACAAGCUAAGCUAAGACUCUACAAGUCUGACGCUGAAAAGUUGAAAAGAGACUUGAGAAGAAACACAUCUAUUUUAACUAAAAAUACAGACAGAGAAGAAUUAUUUGGUGGAUAUGGUACAGGCAGUAAUGAAGAUGUCAAUGAUUACGACGCUUCAACAAUGGAUCAACGUCAAAGACUCUUGAGUGGCACAGAAAGACUCGGACAAUCAAGUCGUCGUUUGGAAGAUAGUCACCGUCUGGCUUUAGAAACAGAAGGCAUUGGCAUCAACAUCCUAAGUACAUUAAAAGGACAACGUGAGACGAUUGUUAGAGCCAGAGAUACACUUGCUGAAGCUGAUUCUCAUAUUGACAAGGCCAGUAAGACAUUGAAAGGCAUGGCACGCCGUAUGGCUACCAACAAACUCAUUACGGCUGCUAUUAUUGUUAUUUUAAUUGUUCUUAUUGUGUUGGUUGUUUGGAGCAAGCUAUAAUAAUAAUAAAAACUACUCUUGAGCAUCUAC